CUCCCGUCUGCCCCUCCCACAGUUGUCUCCCCCCUUUCAUCCCAUCCACCUACUCCUCUUUUGCCAUAACAUCAAAUCAUCUCGCCCGCGAGCCUGAGAUUCUGCGACGUUCACCGACUGCCACCAACUCUACCCCAUCUGGCCAUCGCUCGACGCCGCGAUCGCCGUAGUACUAGCACUGGGAAGAUGUCGUGGAAGCUCACCAAGAAGUUGAAGGAAACCCAUCUGGGUCCCCUCACCAGCACCUUCUCACGAAAUCCUUCCACCUCCACCAUCACAGAGAAAGACGAGAAGGGACUUGCGACCCCUUCUGCUCUUACUCCGACUGACUCGAUCGCCGCAUCGGAAGGCCUCGUACAAGAGCCGAUCGUAAAGCCACCGAAACCCGGCAUCCUCGUCGUUACCCUACACGAGGGUCAGAACUUCGCCCUUCCCGAAGAGCACCGCAAUGCAUUCCAACAUGGCCAGGGGUCGAUGUCGACGGGGAACGCUCUCAACGCGCCCGGUUCCGUGCGACCGGGAUCUUCUCAGCGAGCGGCGGUCGGAUCGUAUGCGAACGGCCGGCCGCAGACAUCUGCCGGAGGCUUUACCGGCAUACCUUCCAACCACGGCCGAAUCUCGAGCAAAUACCUGCCCUACGCCCUUCUGGAUUUUGACAAGGUUCAGGUCUUCGUGAACUCGGUCUCGGGCAACCCGGAGAAUCCCCUGUGGGCUGGCGACAACACGCAGUACAAGUUCGACGUGUCUCGCGUGACCGAGCUAAACGUGCACCUAUACAUGCGCAAUCCCAACGCGGCUCCGGGGUCGGGACGAGGCCAGGAUAUCUUCCUAGGUGUUGUCCGGAUCAACCCUCGAUUCGAGGAGAAGCGUGCUUUUGUCGAAGAUCCGAAGGCUAACAAGAAGGAUCGCGAGAAGGCGGCGGCCGAGUUCAACAACCGGGAGCGCGAGCUGGGGCAUACUGGUGUUGAUUGGGUCGACGUGCAGUACGGCUCGGGUAGGCUGAAGAUCGGCGUCGAGUACGUCGAGAACCGUGCUGGCAAGCUCAAGAUCGAGGAUUUCAAACUGCUCAAGGUGGUGGGGAAGGGCAGCUUCGGCAAGGUCAUGCAGGUGCGCAAGAAGGACACGAACCGGAUCUACGCCCUGAAGACGAUUCGCAAGGCCCACAUCAUCUCUCGAUCCGAGGUUUCCCAUACGCUCGCCGAGAGGUCGGUGCUCGCCCAGAUCAACAAUCCCUUCAUCGUCCCCCUCAAGUUCACGUUUCAGUCCCCCGAGAAGCUGUACUUUGUCCUGGCGUUCGUCAACGGCGGCGAGCUGUUCCAUCAUCUCCAGAAGGAGCAGCGUUUCGACGUCAACCGGGCGCGCUUCUACACUGCCGAACUCCUCUGCGCCCUCGAAUGCCUUCACGGGUUCAACGUCAUCUACCGAGAUCUCAAGCCUGAGAACAUCCUCCUCGAUUACCAAGGUCACAUAGCGCUGUGCGAUUUCGGCCUCUGCAAGCUCGACAUGAAGGAUGAGGAUCGCACCAACACGUUCUGCGGCACGCCUGAAUACCUGGCGCCCGAGCUCCUCAGCGGCAAGGGAUACAAGAAGACAGUGGACUGGUGGACGCUGGGCGUCCUUCUCUACGAAAUGCUUACGGGUCUCCCUCCGUUCUACGACGAGAACACCAACGAGAUGUAUCGCAAGAUCCUCUCGGAGCCCCUGCAUUUCCCCGGUCCAGACGUGGUGCCGCCCGCAGCCAAGGACCUCCUGACCAAGCUGCUGAACCGCGACCCGGAAGAACGUUUAGGAGCUGCGGGUAGCGCUGAGAUCAAGGCGCAUCCGUUCUUCCACGCCAUCGACUGGCGCAAGCUGCUGCAGCGCAAGUACGAGCCGACCUUCAAGCCUAGCGUUGCGGACGCUCUCGAUACCGGCAACUUUGACCCCGAAUUCACGUCGGAAGCCCCCCAAGACUCGUACGUCGAGGGCCCGGUUUUGUCAGAAACGAUGCAGAACCAGUUUGUGGGCUUCAGCUACAACCGACCAAUCGCCGGGCUCGGCGACGCCGGCGGUAGCGUUAAAGACCCGUCAUUCGUGGGCAGCAUCCAGGAUCGGCGAUAGGUAGA
This is a messenger RNA of Durotheca rogersii, 2105 nucleotides long. Its product is annotated as Pkinase-domain-containing protein. Gene Ontology annotation, biological process: protein phosphorylation. The coding region runs from base 187 to 2100 and encodes 637 amino acids. The record is from RefSeq and is a predicted model, not a curated record. Lineage: Eukaryota; Fungi; Ascomycota; Sordariomycetes; Xylariales; Xylariaceae. The transcript has 4 exons. Gene Ontology annotation, molecular function: protein serine/threonine kinase activity; ATP binding.